CCAACAUUGAUGCCCGCAGCUUUUGCUUAACGUGUCCAAACCAGAAGCCUACGGUUUACGGUAGCGCAAACAUUUCACGACUUACAAGCAGCCGUGCUACGAGCGAUGCGUGUUCUCUUCUAGUGAGCUUUCGAACGGGAUAUAUAUCUAUACCUGUAUCCCCUCACAACAACUACAUACAUAUCGCGCCCGCAACGCCUGUGCCGCGUCGUUUACACAAAUAGCUAUAGAGCGCCACGAUGUCUAGCGAAGAAACCGAGUUCGAUGCCGCGACCCUCCACCACGAUGCGCCAAUCAUCCACGAGCCUCGACCCAUCACCGUCGCAAUUAACCCGGUCGCGCUUGUAGUAACAGAAUGUAUCACAGUCACGUCAGCUAUGCGCAAGCAUGCUCGCUGGGCGCAUUCGUCAGUCGCAGCGAUCCUAGGCGGGUCAUCGAAUAAGACACCUGCUGUCCAGCGGCGGGACCGUACAGGACAGGGGAUAAUCAGCGGCGGAGAGCAAGAGGAGGCUGUGCCGAGUAGGUGGGGCCUGCGAGGGAAGAAAGGGAAGAGCUUGCAGGACAAUCCUCUUAUGUCUGCAUUCGCGCGCCUCAGAAAUGACCUGAAGGGCUGCAAAGAUAUCAGGACCUUCGAUACCCCUUCGAUGCUACAUCCCUUCCUCCAAGUCAUUCGCUCCUCGUCUACGUCUGCGCCGAUCACUUCGCUCGCCCUCAUCGCCAUCACCAAGUUUCUCUCCUACGGCGUCAUUGGCCAUGACUCUCCUCGCCUGCCAGAAGCGAUGCAACAGCUCUCUUCCGCCAUCACACAUUGUCGCUUCGAAGCGAGCGAUUCGGCCGCCGACGAGAUCGUACUCCUGCGUAUAUUGAAGCUGAUGGAGGGCAUGAUAUCAGGGCCUGGCGGACAGGUCUUGGGAGAUGAGAGCGUCUGCGAGAUGAUGGAGACAGGCCUGAGCAUGUGCUGUCAAGCGAGGCUUUCUGAGCUGCUUCGGCGCUCCGCGGAAAUUGCCAUGGUCUCUAUGUGCCAGGUCAUCUUCCGCAGGCUGAAGACGCUAGAGAUCGAGUCGCCAGAGGAGCUCGAGGCUCUGGAUGAAGAGCUGGAAGGACAGAACGAGCCGGACGGCCUAAAGAUGGAUCCCUCUGCGAACGGGCAGGGCGACAUUGCGCAGUCCAAAGUCGAGUCACCGCAACAACCUGGCAACUCAGAAGCAGGCACAGAGGACCGCGAAGAUGCAGCCAACCCAGCGAGCAGCACACUAGAUCUGCCCGCAACUGUAGAAGGCGAAAAGGCCCCUGUUGAAAUAAGGCCGUACUCGUUGCCAUCUAUACGAGAGCUUUUCAGAGUCCUGGUCGAUCUGCUGGACCCGCAUGACCGCCAACAUACAGAUACCAUGCGCGUUAUGGCGUUGCGCAUCGUCGACGUUGCGCUGGAAGUUGCCGGGCCUUCGAUAGCGAGCCACCCAAGUCUUGCGAACCUCGCAAAGGAUACGCUCUGCAGACACCUGUUCCAGCUCGUCAGAUCAGAUAAUAUGGCUGUGCUGAAUGAGUCUCUCCGUGUCGCAGGAACCCUCCUCGCUACUUGCAGAUAUGUGCUGAAGCUGCAACAAGAACUCUACCUCUCUUACGUGGUAGCAUGUCUCUUCCCAAGAGUCGAGAUACCUCAAGAGCCCGGGAUUGACCAGUCUUUGUACGAGGGUGUACCACAAGCCCCGAGUUUGAUCAAAUCCGCAACACAACAAGCACCUGGCAGUGGCCGCGCAACGCCAGUGCCUGUCAAGGACAGGCGGCAGCUUGGUCUCGAGGGCGGUGCUCGUAAGCCUGAUGCCAGGGAAGCUAUGGUCGAGAACCUUGGUGGGCUUGUGCGGAUACCUUCGUUCAUGGCUGAGUUGUUUGUCAACUACGAUUGCGAGAUCGAUCGCGGAGAUGUCUGCAUGGACAUUGUUGGUCUGCUCUCGCGCAACGCAUUCCCUGACUCGGCGACAUGGAGCACAGUCAACGUACCUCCACUAUGCUUGGACGCACUACUUGGCUUCGUGCAGUCGAUCGCUGAUCGUCUGGAUGAUGAUCCGGUGACCGAAGGAUUCACAAGCGCACAAGCACUGCGCGAGCAGCGACUGCGAAAGAAGAUCAUCAUUCAGGGAGCCACGAAAUUCAACGAGAAGCCAAAGGCUGGCAUCGCAUUCCUAGUAUCACAAGGUAUCAUCUCUGAUCCAGAUGACCCUAAGGCCAUUGCCGAGUUCGUCAAAGGCACAACUCGAGUCGACAAGAAGGUCCUCGGGGAAUUCCUCUCAAAGCGCGAUAACGAACCUAUACUGAAGGCUUUCAUGAAGCUGUUCGACUUCCGCGGGCUGCGCCUAGAUGAAGCUUUGAGGUUGCUCUUGCACACAUUCCGUCUUCCCGGUGAAUCUGCGCUCAUCGAGCGUAUUAUCACAGACUUCUCGGAAGAGUACUACAACGCGGCGCAACCAGAAGAGAUUGCCAACAAGGACGCAAUCUUUGUACUUACCUAUGCCGUCAUCAUGUUGAACACCGAUCAGCACAAUCCCAACCUCAAAGGCGACAAGCGCAUGAAAGUAGAGGACUUCGCGAAGAACCUCCGCGGCGUCAAUGACAACAAGAACUUCGAUCCUGAGUAUCUGCAAGCCAUUUACGACUCUAUCAAGACGCGCGAGAUCAUACUACCUGAAGAGCACAACGACCGCAACGCUUAUGACCAUGCUUGGAAAGAGCUGCUUGUCAAAGUCCAGUCGACCUCAAACAUGAUCAUUUGCGACACCAACAUCUUCGACGCAGACAUGUUCGCGGCAACAUGGAAGCCAAUUGUGGCCACACUGUCUUACGUCUUUAUGUCGGCGACUGACGACGCUGUGUUCUCGCGUGUCGUUCUGGGCUUCGACCAAUGCGCGCAGAUAGCCGCAAAGUAUGGCUUGAGUGAUGCAUUAGACCGCAUCAUCUCCAGCCUCUCGUACAUCAGUACAUUGGCACCUGACGUGCCACCCAGCACCUCGCUCAACACCGAGGUCCAGGCCGAUAAGAAGAGCGUCAUGGUCAGUGAGACCGCAGUACGCUUUGGUCGAGACGGUAGAGCACAAUUGGCAACUGUCGUCUUGUUCCAGGUCAUCAAGGGCAAUGAAGCCGGCAUACGAGAUGGAUGGAACCAUCUCAUCCGUAUCAUGGUCAACCUCUUCAUCAACUCCCUACUCCCGCCUUAUUUCCUGUCCUUCCAGAAGACACUCGCAUUACCUCCGAUACCUCUCCAGAAUCCUGCUCAGGUUAUCGAUCGAGCCGAACGCCCGACUGAUGCAGGUAUCUUCUCCGCCUUCACAUCGUACGUGUCGAGUUUCGCGAACGACGAGCCGCCAGAACCUUCAGACCAGGAGAUCGAGUACACCCUCUGCACUGUCGACACAGUCAAGGAGUGUCAUUUCGAAGACAUACUCGCAAACAUCAGUCAGCUUCCCGUCGAGGCUCUCCGGUCACUGCUUCAGUCGCUGCUGGAACACAUCCCAGAGGAUGGUGAGCCAAGGGUGAUUGUGGUCAAGCCAGAAGUACCUGGCCAAGCGCCUCGACCGAACGGCAACAAGGUCAAGGGUAAAGGACCCAUCUAUGACCCGAGCCUAGUCUUCGUCCUCGAGCUGGCGACCGUCCUUGCGCAGCGUGACGAAGAAACUGUCAAGGAGCUUGCGAAGGACGUCACAGAUGCUCUGUCCAGUGUCAUUCGUGACGCGCCCAAGCACCACCCAGUUGUAAUCGCUCGAUCUGUUUACUACCUCCUCGGUUUGCUCAAGGCCAGCAAUGAUUAUGACUUCGUCCGCGCGCCUGUGCUUCUGCACACGUUCUCAAGCUUUGAUGAAACACUGCUCAAGGAGUGCUCGCAACCGCUCCUCCACGGCUUGUCGGAAUGUUGCAAGGGCCCAGUUGCUCUCCGCAGCGAAUUAGCAGGUUCUCCGGAUUUCUGGACGAUCCUGAGCCGACUGUGUGCCGUACCUGAAGCUGCUGGUGAUGUCUUCCAGCUUGUCGAAGACCUCGCUACCUCGCCACAGCCCUGCAUCACUGCGGACAAUUACGAGGCUACAAUUGCGCUGCUCAAUGAGUUCGCUACGCAAGCACAGGUCGGUGCUCGCGAAGAACAGCUGCACGACCAGGCUGCUCGGCGUGGCAAGGGCCAGAAGCCCAAGAAGCCCGAGAGCACGGAAGUUGUUGUCCGUGGUAGCAAAGCUAUGACUAUCGUGUUCCAGCUGUCGACCAAGGUACCAGCAUUCAUCGAACAUUCACAUCUCGAAACGACCGAAGCAUGGACAGCAUACUGGUCACCCAUCCUCAAGACCCUGGCUCACCAAUGUCUGAAUCCUUGCCGCGAAAUCCGCUCCAACGCCUUCGCCUCCAUCCAGCGUACCCUACUAUCCUCUGACCUCGCCUCCCCCGACCACAAAGAAUGGACCGCAAUCUUCUCCUCGGUCCUCAUGCCUCUCAUAACCUCUCUCCUGAAGCCGGAAGUUUACCAAUCCGACCCGCUCGGCAUGAGCGAGACACGCGUCCGCGCUGCCACCCUCCUCUCAAAAGUGUUCCUGCACUACCUCGUGUUGCUGAGCGAAGUCGAAGCCGACAAGGAGUUCCUCGACCUGUGGCUCAAAAUCAUCACGAUCAUGGACCGCCUGGUCAACAGUGGGCAGGGCGACAUGGAGGAGGCGGUUGGCGAGAAUCUGAAGAAUAUGCUGCUCGUGCUGAGUAACGGAGGAUACCUCGUGUCCCCGGAUGAGGAGCCUGAGAAGGAACAGUUGUGGAGGGAGACCUGGAAGAGGAUCGACAGGUUUCAGCCGGAGUUGUUCAAGGAGUUGUUCCCCGAGGAGGCAGACAAGCCGAAGAGGAGUAAGGAUGAGAGGGGGAGUAGGGGUGAAAAGCCAAAGGAAGAGGCUGCCGAGCCGAAUGGGGAGACGAAGGAUAUGGUUGUUGGGGAGGGGAAGGAGGGGGCUGUGACGGAGAGCUAAAACUCUUGCGUUUGAGCGAAGCUUGAGUGUGUUGAGGGUGCACCUGUACUGACUCCGCCUUGCAUGUCUAUAUCGCAUCGAUAGAUCCGCAUCAUGAUGUUGUAGACGAUCAACUAGGAUAGCAUCAGUCUAUCGAGAUGAGUAUGCCAAGAGUGUUCGCAGGCUCAACAUGUCAGUUCACAAUCGUACGCGCACAGGAUGUUCGGUGCGCAUAGACAUUCAAAGACACUAAAUACAUAUAUUCAU
Didymella exigua CBS 183.55 is the source of this 5231-nucleotide messenger RNA. Its product is annotated as cytohesin-2. Gene Ontology annotation, biological process: regulation of ARF protein signal transduction. The record is from RefSeq and is a predicted model, not a curated record. The transcript has 3 exons. Gene Ontology annotation, molecular function: guanyl-nucleotide exchange factor activity. The coding region runs from base 240 to 4985 and encodes 1581 amino acids. Lineage: Eukaryota; Fungi; Ascomycota; Dothideomycetes; Pleosporales; Didymellaceae.